GUCUAUUCACAGCACACCAUUAUCUGCGCAACAGGAGACGGGGAGGGGAGAGGUGCGCGGUCUGUCCCGUCUGGACAGCAGAGAAGAACAGCUAAAAAACUUUCUUAAAACAUAAGUAAAACUACUCAGCAAACAUGAGUUUACACGGCUCCAAUACCAGACUGGCCAAUAUAGGCCUGAGAAGUAACUCGCGACAGGAUUUGGCGGGUGCAGGUUUGCGAAACGACGUUUUCGUCGGUGGAAACGGCUUCCAGGGAGAAUACCCGGCAGGAGACGGCGGAUACACCUACACCACCUCCUACUCCAGGAGCUCCAUGCACGGGGGGCCGCAGAAAGUGCAAGUUAGCAUGGGUGGAGGCGGGGGACUGAGUGUACAAGGAAUUCAGCAAAAAGCGAUGUUCCUGACAGGCCAGUGUCAAGAAUACUUGCAGAGAGCCAAGAUGAUUCUCCAGGGUGGAGGUCCAGUCGUGGAGGCAGAAAAACUGCUGAUCAUGGCUGCAGAAACCAUGGAGCAGAUGAAGGUCUGUGGUAGAGAGCUGCAGCAAAUGCGAGUCCCUAAUGAUGUCUUCAGAAGCCUUGACCAGUUCCAGCACAUGCAUAGUGCUAUUCAACAGCAAUUAGGAGGUGGUAUGACUGUAAGACGGAACAGAGGCAGCGCGGGUUCCCUUGACGGAGGAAGGGUCUUUAAUGAUGCUGUGUCUUGGAUCGCCCAACAGAAGCGCAUGAUUGAGACAGCGCCGUGGGGAGAUGACUCUGAAACCAUAGAGAAGCAAAUCAUGGCCCACAACAAAAACCACAGCUCUCUCCAGCGGAGCCAGGAAGUAGACCGUGCCAGAGAUGAACUGAACAUGAGGGGCGACAAGUACAACCUCGCAAUCCUGGAACAAGAAUGGGAAAGCCUGCAGAAAAUGUCCCACAGCCGUUUGAAUCAGCUGCGUGAGCUUCAGAGCAUCAUCGAGGAGGUCUCCAGAGCCAUCAUGUGGGUGAAUGAGAGAGAGGAGGAAGAGCUUAUGUUUGACUGGGGAGACAAGAACAUCGACCAGUAUAUACCACGGAAGCAAGAGAGCUACUCGGGGCUGAUGAGGGACCUGGAGGAGAAAGAGAAGGAGCUGAACAAGCUGAAGGUUAAAACUGAUGCAGUCCUGAACAACAACCACCCUGCCUCAGAUAAGAUUGAAGCCUACAUGGACACCUUACAGACCCAGUGGAGCUGGCUGCUCCAGAUCACCAAGUGUAUCCAUGUUCAUUUGAAGGAGAAUGCUGCCUACAGCCAAUUUUUCAAGGAGGCCAAUGAGACCUACGCGAAGCUGCAGAAGGAGCACGAGUCUAUCCGAAACACGUACACAUGCGACAAGAACACCCCACUGGAGAGCCUCUCUGAUCUCUUGAAAAACCUAGAGAAAGAGAAGGCGCGGAUCAUGGAGAAUAAGAGGCAGGUCCACAGUCUGGUCAGCAAAUCUAAGGCCAUUGUCAGGCUGAAACCUCGCAACCCUGAGGAGAAGAGCAGCAGCCCCAUCGUAGUCAAGGCCAUAUGUGACUUUAAACAAGACCAGAAAGGAAUUUUAAAAGGGAAUGAAGGCCUCCUGAAGGAUAACUCGCAGCGCAGCAAGUGGCUUGUGACGGGACCUGGAGGUCUGGACAUGCUGAUUCCCUCUGUGUGUCUGCUGAUCCCUCCACCAAACCCGCUCAGCAUCGGCAUAGCCAACAAGAAUGAUCAAUAUUAUGAAGCCAUCAUGAGCAUCUGGAAUCAGCUCUACAUCAACAUUAAGAGUCUCAUCUCAUGGCAGUACUGCCUCAAAGACAUCAAUUACAUCAACUCCCUCACUGUCAGCAUGCUGUCUAAGAUGCGUCCCGAGGAGUACCGUAGUGUCCUCAAAAGACUGGAGACUCACUACCAAGAGUUCCUGCGUACCAGCAACGGUUCUGAGAUGUUUGGGGAAGAGGAUAAGAAAACUAUCCAGGGCCACUUUGAUCAAGCCCAGACCCACUAUGACACACUGGUUAUCCAGCUGCCUACUUACAUAAAAGGGGGUGAAGAGGUGAAGCCUGAUCCCCCAAAACCAGAGCCCGUCAAGCCUCCGACUCCCAAGAUCCCCAAAGUCACUGUCCCCAAGGUCAGCGUCACGCCUCCGCCACCCUCCAUCAACCUCACCCUGCUCAACAGUCUGCAAGAACUCAGGCGCAGGCUGGAGCUGGCUGAGUCUGGUCUCACCAGUCAUCUUCACGUCUGCCUGGGGGAAAAUGGUGUGCAUGACUGCUCAGUACACCUCCAGAAGCUGCAGACUGUGCACCAAGACUUAGACUCCAUUCAUGACGAGUACCUGCGACUGAGAGAAAAGAUUAUAAAGCAGCUGGAGGGGUUGCCUGCAGACUCUGAGCAAGCCAAGUUCCUCCGCUCCGAGCUGGAAAUCAUCAACCAGAAACUGGGAGGCCUCCAGGGUCUCUACCCACCUUACCUUCAAAGGCUGUCGGCUCUUAAGACCUUGCUUCAGAGCCUUCUCCAGGCUGAAGAUAUCAUUAAAGUCAAUGAGGCCCGGCUGACAGAGAAGGAGACCAGCUCCCUGGACCUUAGAGAGGUGGAGAAUUAUCGGAGCACACUAAAGCAUAUGAAGAGUGACCUGGAGCAAAAAAGAGACCUGCUAACAACUAUGGAAUCCGACCUGGCUAAAGCAGUGCACUGGAAUGGUCAAAUCUCCGAGCCCUUCCACAAGUGCGACGUGGACUUGUCUAAGUACUCAGACCUGGUGACCCAGAUGUCUGACCGCUGGCGCCGCAUCCAAACCCAGAUUGACAGCAGAAUGUGGGACUUGGAGAAGCAGGAGAAACAGCUGAAUCAUUAUCAGCAGAGCAGCCAUCUCCUGGAACAGUGGAUAGACAAUGCCAGGAAACGCCAGGAUACCCUUCAGACGGUUAAGCUCAGUGACGUCCAGACUUUAAUGGAUCACCUCAACCAACAGAAGGCACUUCACACUGAAAUUAAAGGAAAGAAGGAGAAAGUAGAGAAUGUGCAGAAAGAUGCAGACACCUGUGCUGCCUCCAUAAAGGACUACGAGCUGCAGCUGGCUUCCUACAGUUCAGGCCUGGAAACUCUGCUUAAUAUUCCCAUCAAGAGAACAAUGCUGCAGUCCCCCGCAUCUGUGGUCAGACAAGAGGCGGGUGACCUCCAGUCCCGCUACAUAGAGCUACUCACCCGCUCUAGUGACUACUACAAGUUCCUCGGGGAGCUGCUGAAGAACAUGGAAGAGCUGAAGAUCAGAAACACCAAGAUUGAGUUGUUGGAGGAGGAACUGAAGCGUCUGAAAGACGACAUCCGGGAUCGUAGCCAGAAAAACAAGUCCCUGGAGGAUGCUUUAGCCCGCCUCAAGCUGGAGCUCAGUCAAUCAAAAGAAGAGCUAAUUUCUAUGGAAGAAGUGAAGAGAACCACCGCAAUUAAAGUCAGCGCUACCAGGGAGAGUCUGGACAACACACACAGCCAGCUUCAAGAUCUCAAUGACCAGCUGACCCGCAUUAAAUACCAGCUGGAGGAAGAAAAGAGGAAAAGAGUGUUGGCAGAAGAGCGAUACACCAGUCAGCAAGAAGAGUAUGAGACGGUUGUUCGGCGUAGACAGAAAGAACUGGAAGAACUGAACUGGACCAAGAUUGACCUGGAAAAGUCUGUGAAGGACAAGGAACGUGAACUGGAGAGGAUGAAGAUACUGCUAGAUGAAGAAGCGACACGUCGGCGAAACGCUGAAUCGGAAAACUCAAAGGUAAGAACACAGUGCACCCAGGAGGUUAAUCAACUUAAGCAGACAUACGAGAAAGAGAUCCAUGUUACCAAGACCACAAUCCUGAAAGCCUCACAACAGAAAGAAGAAGACGCAGCAGACCUGAGACUGCAAGUUGACAGACUCACUGCUGAGAAGAGAGAUCUAGAAGAGGAGAUGAGGAGACUGAGGCUGUCCAUUGCUCACACAGAAGAGCAGAAAAGCAGAGCAGAGCAGGAGGCCAGCCAGCAGAGGGCGUCAGUGACACAAGAAACAAGAAUACGCACUGAGUUGGAGGUUCAGCUGAGAACGUUCAAACAGCAGGGAGAAGAGAAUGAGCUCAAAGUAAGGGAGGCCAACAAAAGCAAUCAGGAAAAGGCCAGGCAGAUCAGUGUGUUAACAUUUAACCUGGAGGAGGAGGGGAAGAAGAGGAGAGCUCUGGAACUGGAAAUCAAUCGCCUGAAACAGGCUGAGGCAGACCUGAAGGCAAAGAAUACCUCCUAUCUAGAGUCCAUUAACAGGCUUAAAGUGUUUGAAGAGGAUAUCCACAUCACCCGAGUAGAGCUGCAGAAGCAGUCCAGUGAGAAAAACAAGGCUGAGCAGAGUUCUAGCCGGCUGCAGGGCCGUAUCCGGGAACUUCAGUCCUCUCUGGAUGGAUUGGAAGCUGAGUUGGAGAAGCAGAAGAAGGCGACCCAGGAGGAGUUCACACGUAGGAAGAGAAUGGAGGCAGAGUUGGAGAGGAUGACACAUACUUGCAGAGAGCACACCACCACAAUUAGCACACUGAAAUCUGUCCAGGUGGAGACAACGAACGCCGGACGGAAGUAUGAGCAGGACCUCAGCAGCCUCCGGGAGGCUCUGGACAGGAGUUUGAGGGAGCAUAACAUCACUAAGCAGGAACUGGCAGCUGUCACAGCUGAGCUGAAAACACUUAAACAGAAGCUCCAGCAAGAACUGGCUCGAAUUCUUGAGCUCAACCAACGCAACGAGAACCUGUACAAAACCAUCGAGGAGAAGAGCCGCCAGCUUAACGAUUACACCACAGAGAUCGAAAAGCUGAAGACUCUGACGCAGAACCUGACGAAGGAGAGACUGAGGUUGGAGGAGGAGCUGAGGACAGUUAGACAGGAGAGAGAUAACCUGAAGCUUAGCAAAGAUGCUAUUGAUGGAGAGAGUGCCACUCAGAUCUCAGCCUUGCAUGUCCAGCUUCAGACUAGCACCAGGAGGACAGCGGAGCUCCAGUCUCUCACCAAUGACCUGACCAAGGAGAGAGAAAAGCUUAAAGUGGAAAUAGACAAAUUCCAAAAGCAAUCCCUUGAGACAUCCAUGAUGGUGCACAGUUCCCAAAGCCAAUACAGUGAACUGAAACUGGAGAGGGACAGCUUGCUUUCCAAGCUCAAACUGCUGGAGCAGGACAAGCUUCGUCAGCAGCGCAUAGAAGAAGAGCUCACCCGCAUCAAGCUCACACUGGAGACUGAGCUCCGCACCAAACAGCGACUUCAGGAUGAAAAGAAUUCCCUCCAGAAGGAUUUCAACUACAUGAAGAGCCAGUAUGAGCUGAGAGAAACCCACAUUAGGCAGUUUGAAUCAGACAGAGACAAGGGGGAUCGGGACCGGCACUCCCUGAAGAGUGAGAUCGAGAGGCUCAUGAGGGAGCUAAAGAGUGUUGAGGAGAGGUACAAGAGCCGUCUGAUGAUCUCUGAAAAGGAGGCAUCAGACUUGGCUCUGAAGAGAGAUGCCCUGGAGAGAGAGAUACAGAGGCUGCAGCAGAGACCCAGCACUCUGAAUAGGCAGACCCAGACAGAUGAGAAGGUCCCAACAAUCGAUCCAUCCAAGCUGUUAUUUGAUGGGGUGCGCCGCAAAGUCACAGCCCACCAGCUCUGUGACUGUGGUAUCAUCAGUAAAGCCACACUAGAGCAACUCCUAAAGGGAAAAAAGACAGUGGAUGAGGUAGCUCUGGACAUCCAGCUUAAUCUAAAGGGUACCGGCGUAAUUGCUGGCAUGACAACAGCUUCUCAAGGGAAAAUGCCAUUCACCGAAGCGAAAAACAAGAAACUCCUCAGCCCAGAGAGCGCCCUCAUGCUCCUGGAAGCUCAAGCUGCAACAGGCUACAUAAUGGACCCAGCAUUCAACGAAAGGAUGCCUGUGGAUACUGCCUGCUCAAGAGGGAUUGUAGACACAGAAGACAGAGACACCCUGGUGUCAGCUGAGGCAGCCAGCACAGGCUUCAAAGAUCCAUACUCUGGCAAAGUGUUGUCUGUGGGUCAGGCUUACAAACAGGGCCGCGUUGACAAAGACACAGCCAUCCGCUUGCUCCAGGCUCAGGAGUCUGUCGGAGGUAUACUGGAUCCUGUGCUGAGUGUGUUCCUUCCGAAAGAUCAGGCCUUGGAUCGCAAUCUUAUUGAUGAGGACCUCUACAGGGCUCUGAACAAAAAACCUGCCUGCUACCUGGAGCCAGAGACAGGAGAGAAGAUUAGCUAUAAUGACCUUAGGAAGAAGUGUACAGUGGAGCCAGUUAAUGGCUUGCUUCUGCUCCGUGGUCCAGAAAAGCCCAUGACAGUGAAGGGUCUCCGUGGUGAAGUCUCUGUCACUGACCUUAUCGAUGCUGACUUGCUGGAUGAAACUGAUUUGGUGAAGCUCAAAGAGGGCAAGCUCACCACCAGAGAAAUUGAAGACAAGCUAAAGAACUAUCUCCAUGGCUCUACGUGCAUUGCAGGUAUCUACGAUGAAGCCAAGGACAGAAUACUGCCGUUCUAUAAUGCAAUGAAGGAAGGCCUGCUCAUGAGAGGAACCACCCUGGAGCUUCUUGAGGCCCAAGCUGCUUCUGGCUUCAUUGUUGAUCCAGUCAACAAUGUGUUCCUGACAGUAGAGGAGGCCUCAAAGAGAGGCCUGAUAGGAAAUGAGUUUAAGAAUAAGCUGUUGUCUGCAGAGAAGGCGGUAACUGGAUACAAAGACCCAUCCACAGGAAACACAAUCUCCCUCUUCCAGGCUAUUGAGAAAGAUCUUAUUGAGAAAGGUCAUGGAAUCCGGCUUCUUGAGGCCCAAAUUGCCAGCGGUGGGAUUAUUGACCCCAAAGAGAGCCACCGUAUUGAUGUCAAUGUUGCCUAUAAAAGGGGAUAUUUUGAUGAGGAGAUGAAUGAGAUCCUUACCUAUGAAGGAGACGACACAAAAGGAUUCUUCGACCCUAAUACCAAAGACAACCUGACAUAUCUUCAGCUUAAGGAGAGGUGCAUGACAGAUCCCAACACAGGAUUAAUACUCCUGCCACUCAGAGACAAGAAGAAAGCCCAGAAGUCACAGGAGAGCCGCACCAAUGUUCUUCGCAAAAGGCGGGUUGUGAUCGUUGACCCAGACACUGGGCUGGAGAUGUCAGUGAGGGAGGCCUAUCACCGCGAACUAAUUGACUAUGACACUUUCCUGGACUUGUCGGAGCAGGAGUGCGAGUGGGAGGAAAUAACUAUCAAGGGUUCUGAUGGCUCUUCACGUUUGGUGAUAGUGGAUAGGAAAACAGGAACCCAGUAUGACAUCCAGGACUGCAUUGAGCGUGGAAUCAUCGACAAGACAUCUCUGGAUCAGUAUCGUGCCGGAACACUAACCUUGACCCAGUUUGCUGACCAAAUCACGAGCAGAACCAGCAGCACAGAGAUGUCCAUUGCUGCCAGCAAUGUUGAUGACAUGGUAACCUGCAGCAGUCCUACCCAGGCUGCACCAUCUUCUCCUACCGUCCGUAGACGCUUCAACAGUAUUUCUAUCACUGUUUCUCCCCCUGAGAUGUUCGAUGACCACAGCCCUGUGGCGGCUAUAUUCGACACAGAGACCUUGGAGAAAAUCACUUUGUCUGAAGGGCUCCGAAGAGGCAUAGUUGACACUAUAACAGCACAGAGGCUACUGGAGGCCCAGGCCUGCAGUGGUGGUAUUAUCAACCCGGCCACCGGUGAGAGACUGACGCUGCAGGAUGCUGUCCAUCAGAGCAUCAUCGACGACAGCAUGAGCGCAAAGUUGAAACCGGCCCAGAAAGCCUUUGUUGGUUUUGAGGAUGUGAAGACUAAAAGAAAGAUGUCCGCGGCUGAGGCAGUGAAGGAGACGUGGUUGCCCUAUGAAGCCGGCCAGAGAUUUUUGGAGUUUCAGUACCUGACAGGAGGCCUGAUAGAGCCUGGCAGCGGACGUCGUAUCAGCAUUGAAGAGGCUAUCCGCAGAGGUUGGCUCGAUGGUCAAGCGGCCGUGAAGCUUCAGGAAACACGGAACCACCCGAAGAACCUGACCUGUCCCAAGACAAAACUGAAGAUCUCCUACAAGGAAGCCAUGGACAGCUGCAUGGUGGAAGAAAGCAAUGGUAUGAAGAUGCUGCAGGCCUCCUCAAUGUCCACCAAGGGAAUCAGCAGCCCUUACAAUGUCUCUAACCCAGGAUCUCGCUCUGGAUCCAGGGCUGGUUCCCUAGCCGGCUCCAGGAAUGGAUCCCGUAGAGGCAGCGUGGAUUACUCUUCUACGUACAGCUAUAACUUCUCCUCCAGCAGUACCACCACCUAUAGUUAAAACACUCACUCUUAAUACACAGCAUGGAAAAACAUAAUGAAUCUACACUAGCAAUUCCUAUGCAGUUUGAGUACUUUUGUAACAGUUUUCUUUCCUAAAUGUUUCUCUGCCACUACGAUAUCAUGGGAGGUUUGCUUAAAUACUGAGUCUGAUUCUGAAUUCAUUUAAGUGUUUUGAUUGUUUGCAGUUUUUGGUAAUGUGGUGUUUCAAUAUUAAACUUAAUGCAGUGCAUAGUUAAUUCUCUUUUUCUAAAGCGCAAGUGUUGAGUGAAUAUAUUUGUCAUAGCUCAUUUUAAUAUAUGGUGCUUUUUUUAAUUAACAAUGUUAUUCCAUAACAUGCUUAUUCACAUUAGCUUCAGCGUGCAGUAAAAAUUAAUUUUUUGCUAUAUUUUUUCUUGUUUUGUGCAGCUGUAUGUUUUCAUUUUGUUAAUUUUUGGAUGGAAAAAACAGUUUAUGUUAAUUGAAAAUACUGAGGUUUAGCUUAAGCUACUGACUUGACAAUGUAAUGAUCAGCUAUGAAAAUUCCUUGUUGCUAAAAUGUUAUUCUCACAUAAUUGAAAAUAAAAUUGUA
Messenger RNA from Centropristis striata (black sea bass), 8849 nucleotides. RefSeq names its product desmoplakin-B-like. The coding region runs from base 135 to 8279 and encodes 2714 amino acids. Gene Ontology annotation, cellular component: cytoplasm; cytoskeleton; intermediate filament. NCBI's taxonomy places the organism in Eukaryota, Metazoa, Chordata, Actinopteri, Perciformes, Serranidae. The transcript is spliced from 24 exons. The record is from RefSeq and is a predicted model, not a curated record. Gene Ontology annotation, molecular function: structural molecule activity. Gene Ontology annotation, biological process: wound healing; skin development; intermediate filament cytoskeleton organization.